This is a messenger RNA of Nothobranchius furzeri (turquoise killifish), 5356 nucleotides long. RefSeq names its product synaptotagmin IXb (gene syt9b). Gene Ontology annotation, cellular component: exocytic vesicle; dense core granule; plasma membrane. Gene Ontology annotation, biological process: regulation of calcium ion-dependent exocytosis; calcium-ion regulated exocytosis; cellular response to calcium ion. Gene Ontology annotation, molecular function: SNARE binding; phosphatidylserine binding; calcium-dependent phospholipid binding. The record is from RefSeq and is a predicted model, not a curated record. NCBI's taxonomy places the organism in Eukaryota, Metazoa, Chordata, Actinopteri, Cyprinodontiformes, Nothobranchiidae.
UGAGAAAAUAGGAGCUUUCUAGACUUGCUCAGAAGGAGGUGAUGCUGGGCUCGCUUUCCCUCCGGCCUGAUCCUUGGAUCGCUAGGUGGAGGUAGAGGAGGUGUUGAUGGAGGCAGAACUUCCUGUCUGUCUCACUGCAGCUCAGCGCAUUGAGAGAUAGCAGCGCACGGAGCGCGCUGCGCAUCCAUUCAUUCAGACCUUGGCUGGAGGAUCAGCAGCAAACGCAGGAAACGCGCGGAGAGAAACGGCAGCUGCGCUUUGGGGACGGUUUUUAUCCCUCAACUACAAAAUCACGCCAACAAGGAUUUCUUUUAAUCUCUACACACUUCGUUUAUUCCAGUUCGUGCUUUUUAUUUCAUUUUUACUAAAACUCACCUAAACUUGGGUGAAAACGAGUUUCUGUUAAUUGCGCGGAUGCGUCGAGCGCGCAGCACGUUUCCAGCUUCCAGGGGUGUAGCCGCGGUGUCCACCGUGCGUCUUUACGCUGCUUCAGCCUCCAUGUGACUGAGUGAUAGCGUGCGUGCUUGCGAGUGAGUGUGUGGCGUGCGUGGCAAAGAGAGGAGGGGGAUCAGCAGGAGUAAUCAGAAGGAUGCUGGAGGGCAAUGCCUGCAGAACGAGAGGAUGAGAUUUGUCGAAAGGCGCUGGAACUGCUCUCCGACCUGUGCUCCAAGGGAGAGGUGCAGGACGACCACUGCCUGGACUUCAUCUACUACUUCAGGGACCUGGCCAGACCGCGCUACACGGACUCAGAUGUGUCGGUGAGUCUGCUGUCCCUGUUGGUGACCACCUGUGGUCUGGCGCUCUUCAGCGUCUCCCUGUUUGUCUCAUGGAAGCUCUGCUGGCUGCCGCUGACUGGUCGCUUCCUCCCAGAUGUCCUCAAGGGGGCACACUUCCUGGGGGGAGACCAACAACCUGUCCUCACAGAGGUGGACGGGGAGGAAAGGGAGUACAGCGAGGAUGGCUGUGUAAAGGAGCCUCCAGGCCCUCCAUCAGCUGUGGCUGUUCCAGAGUCAGCUCUCAAGAUAAGCCACACGUCUCCGGACAUCCCACUGGAGACCCAGACUAAAGUGGAGAAAAACCAGGUUCACACUCUGGCCAGGGACCGGGUUCAGAGGCAGAUCACUGAGCCUACAUCAUCCGUGCGGCACAACUCCAUCCGUCGUCAGCUGAACUUGUCCAAUCCGGACUUCAACCCUGCCCAGUUCCAGCGUCAGGACUCUCUGUCCGGUUUGGGCCGGAUCAAACCAGAACUGUACAAGCAGCGGUCUGUGGAUGCAGAGGACGGCCGUACGACGGACAGCUGUGGGCGUCUCCACUUUAUCCUAAAAUUUGACUUUGAUCUGGAGCAGCUGAUCGUGAAGAUCCACAAGGCCCAGGACCUGCCCGCCAAGGACUUCUCAGGGACUUCCGACCCGUAUGUGAAGAUCUACCUGCUGCCCGACCGCAAAACCAAGCACCAGACCAAGGUGCACCGCAAAACUCUCAACCCGGUGUUUGAUGAGGUGUUCCUCUUUCCGGUGGAGUACGCCGAGCUGUCCAACCGUAAACUUCACUUCAGCGUCUAUGACUUUGACAGGUUCUCUCGCCACGAUUUGAUAGGCCAAGUGGUGGUGGACAACUUCCUGGACCUGGCUGACUUUCCACGGGAGACCAGACUGUGUCGGGACAUCCAAUACGUUACCUCGGACAACGUGGAUCUGGGCGAGCUCAUGUUCUCGUUGUGUUAUCUCCCCACUGCCGGCAGACUCACCAUCACUAUGAUCAAAGCUCGAAACCUCAAAGCCAUGGACAUCACCGGAGCCUCAGAUCCGUACGUGAAAGUGUCUCUUAUGUGCGAGGGAAGACGGCUGAAGAAGAGAAAGACUUCAACCAAGCGAAACACCCUCAACCCGGUGUACAACGAAGCCAUCGUGUUCGACGUUCCUCCUGAGAACAUAGAUCAGAUCAGCCUGCUCAUAGCGGCCAUGGACUACGAUCGGGUCGGACACAACGAGGUGAUCGGGGUGUGCAGGGUGGGCAGCGAGGCUGAGAGUCUGGGUCGAGACCACUGGAGCGAGAUGCUGACGUAUCCACGGAAACCCAUCGCACACUGGCACCCGCUGGUAGAGUGGGUGGGACAGGGAGCGACAGUGACAGGAAUCCAAGGAGGAUCCACCAAUUCCCUGAAGACACCGCCGUCACCUUGAUCACAGGCGCCAGCGCUCUCACGUGGAGACGCCAGACGACGGGCCUCAGGGUAGUGACAUGCUGGGUGGUAAAUCACCCGAUCCAGAUGUGAAACUAACAUCAGCUGGAGGUCGUCGUUGGAUUAAAGCAGAUUUUAGCUUGUUGAGCUGCUGAGAAUCUACUCCUACAUCCUUUUGUGUCUUUGCAACUAAAAUCCGAGUCAACAUUCCAGUCGAACACCACAAUGGUCUUAUCUGUGAGAUUAUUCAGUUACUGACCGUAUUAAUCAGAUGAAAUUACUAGUAAGUUGAGUGCUUUGUCCUUGUUUCCCUUUAGUUUUUUGAAGGUUUUGUGGACCAAAAUCCGAUAUUUUUGAGCAAAAGUGUAGCGCUUAAGUUUGUGUGAAUGGUUUCUUACAGGCCAGCGGAGACAUGAAGGAGUUGUUUCUGAUUAAACCAACAACGUUUCAGAUCUUUCGUACGUUUGUUUAACAGCUGUGUUGAGCGGUCCAAGUUUUCCAUGCUCAGUUUGUCGUUUGUACUUGGUGGAGCAGAAGAGAUCAACCCUUUGGUUUGACCUUCUAGCACGGAUGUUUUUUCUGUGAAGAAGAAUGUUAAUUCCCAUGAGAACGUGUAGAACAGCAACACCGUGUUUUAUUUAGCGCAUGUUUAACUGUAAUACUUUAACAAGGUAUGGUCAGACAAAAGAGCACGAGCCGUCAUCAGCGGGUCACGUUUGAGUGGAACGUAGUAGGGUUAAGCCGGGCGGACACUGUGCGACUUUUUCACUCGUAGCGCUCAGCUUCAGCUCAAACUGUACGACUUCCUCGCAGGGCAGAUCUCACGAGUCGUGUGCUCACACUGCACGUCUGGUAGCAACACGUCAGCCCUAAAAAUAUGCUAAAAAUAGCAGUUUUUACUCAACACGUCAGACUUUUUUGUCUUGUCUUGCCUGUUGUCUUUCGGGAGUGCUGCAGGGGGACACACAAGGAUUUAUGGGGGUUGGAUGAGGAAAACGAAAUAAAGAAAGUAAAUCUGUAUUUUUUAUGAUCAGUUUAAUUUGACAUGAACACGACAAACACGCUUUCUUGACAAUCUUUGUGAUUAAAAAAAGUGUAGAAACAAAAACGAACAACGUGUGUCAUUAGGGAAAUAGCGGGGAGCGGCGUUGAUUCAGGAUUGCGCAUGCGCCGUGAGCGGUUCUGGUACUUUUUGGGUCGCAGCGCCGCUUCAACAGUGUGAUACCCUCACGAGGGACGAGCGAAAUAUUAAACACGCCAGAAGUCCGUGCGACCUCACGACUGCUGAUCGGCAGCUGGUCACGUGGUGUUAAUCGCCUCUCGUAGCCCCUGUACACUACACGACCGCUCGGCGCAAAACUCGCCCCGAUGUUGUGGAUUCUCGCACGAGUGGAAAAUCGGCUCAAAAAAGUGAAAAAGUUGCACAGUGUACGCCCGGCUUUAGGGUUUGACUCCCACCUAAAAUUUUUGUUUUUAAAAUGAGAUGUUUAAUGUUGGUAUAAAUAAGUAUUAUUUCAUUACUAUAAUAAUUACAAGAGUAAUAAAACAAAUAGUCAUGUCUUUCCACCUGUAGAUGCUCCAUCAGAAGGGCUAGACAUGUCUGAUGAAGGUACUCAUCAUAAUACCUGGAAUCUUUAAUAAUCUACUAACAAUAACUCAUUACAAGGAUUAUGAAAGUACUCUUAAAAUCACAGUUUUAGUCAAAAUAAACUUUUAAUGUCUGACGCAAAUAAUAAUGUUUGGAAAAUAACUUAAUUAAAUUGGUUUCUGCCACCUGUAGUACUUAGAUCAUCCACCAGAGGGCAGAAUAUGCAUCAGAAAUGUACUAAUCCUACUGAAGGGUUAGAGCUAUGAAGCCUAAAUGUCACCUAACGUAGCAAACAUGAGGCACUACAGGGUUAAGGCUGGGGUGGGUUACGGUUGCUGGAAGGCGCUGAAAGCUCGACCAGGGAAAGUCAGUUCAGCCAAAAUGACUCAACUUUUCUCCAAGUAGAAGUCAGUCGAGGAAUCUGUAACUUUGACACUUGUUUUGGUUGCUCCCUCGCAAACCUUCGGCUUCCUUUUCUUCUUCGUUGGUGUGCUCAGCGGACUGAGGUGCGUCAUCCAUCGAUUGACAGCUCCGUCUUGUGGAUACAACACUCUAACCCCGGCUUUCCACCGGAGCCGUCAGCAGCACGUUACUGCAGCAGCACGUCAUAGCUGCUGAUAGGAACCGCUGUGGUCAACAGAACCUUUUCCACCGGAGCCGUCAGCAGCGCGAGUCGGCCGCGUCUCAGGAGCAGCAUGUCGCGGCCUUUACGCGCCGGUUCUAUUUUCUACGCGCGACGCCUCUGAAACGGGUCAAGUUCGACAUUUUUGGGGAAGGAAAGACAGGAAAUCGGACGCGGAAAUGGAGAGAAGCUCCCGAGAUUUUCAGAAUAAAGAACGUACUGCCUUCCGGGUGCUUUACUUUUAAAAAACGUUAGUAACUGUGCGGCCCCGUGAGAAGUCAUCACCUAGCUAGCGGUCUCCUUUGUUUUUCAGGUCCGUAUUGACGAUUAUAAAACGGACAGAACAUAAAACACAAACCAUGUUGUAGUUUUCUCCUGCUUGUUGUUGCGUUUACUGACGAAGUCGCUCGUGUGACUUCGUGCUCUGUCGGUGACAGCUGCUCCCCUGCUGCUUCGCGUCUCGUGGGAAGGGCCAAGCAGCAGCUUACGCGAGCAAGACGUGCUGCUGACGGCUCCCGUGGAAACCCGGGGUAAGAUGACGUAAAUCCGUUUUUCUGUAGAGGCCGGGGGAGGGACUUGGAGCAACUAGAAAUGAUGAAAGAUGACCUACUUUAUACCACAGAACAGGCUCAGGGGGUCAAAUUUAAACAUUUAAACAAUGUACCAAAAUAAAUAAGUUGCAAUAAAAAAACACUUUAUAAAAAUAGUUUGUUGGGUAAUUUUAUCAAUCCAGGAUUACCUUAGGGAAAGGAUUUUACCACACGCUGUAAACAGAGGGAUUGUGUUGUAACAAACAUCUUGGCAGUGAAGAAAACCCACCUACUACCAAAAAGCCGCCUAGCUCCACCUAACCAUCUCACUACAGCCGAGGCUCCUCCGUCUCCCUCAGGGAACAUCUCAUCUGAGACGAUCCUUUCGUAGGACUUCUUCUGCAGAGCUCCUGGAGGACAAGGAGCUUUAA